AUGAAUUCAGAGACCGAGUACACGCUUUGUAACCUUGAUUCGCACCACGGGUACCACAACACGUAUGCUUCUAACGCCGAUAUAUAUGGAUUUCAUAACAUCAACGGCCGCGGGAGUCUGGACACUGGUCAAACGGGAACUGUUUCUUAUUACAGCGGUGACGCGUCGUUGUCGCCACAGCUGGCGACGCCUGGGGAACUUCCUUUAGGUUCGGGUGGAUCGCAACAAAUGUCCAGUUACUCAGGUGGAUCUGUCGGGGUCUUGUCCAGUAGAGGAGCCAACAGAGGGCAUCACCAGGUAUAUUCUCAUAAUAUUCCAACAUCGCACCAUCACCAACAUCCGCAACAUCACCAGAAUUCAACUCAUCACCACGCUCACAACAACAACAGUGGUGGUUCGGUCAGUACUGGACAACAUCAUCAUCAUCAUGCGUUCACCACACACGAUCUCUCAAUGACCACGUCAACGGACUGCUAUCCAGCCGCGCUGUCGGGGUCCACGCAACAUAGUGGACAGCAGCAUAGCUUGACCACGGCUCCUAAUUUUCUAGAAAUCGCUUCCAUGAGGUCCAGUUAUCAUAAUUCCGGUAUACCCAGGGAUACCGCAAAAUACGGAACCGGCAGCCCGGGGCCGGCGUGUUUGGUGGGUGCGCCAGUUGGACUGAGUAACGGGUAUCUCCCGGCACUGUCUUCCUCAGCUCUCAAGUCUGAGGGUUGUAACAGCCAACAGGGCAUUCAAGGAAAACCGUUCAGGUGGAUGACCAUUAAAAGGAACCCAACAAAGCCAGAUAUCAAUCAUUCAUUCCAGAAGUUGCCAACCCCAAUGAAGAUUGGCUGCAACAUCUCUUCAACACUCUGUUAUUUCUUGUUAACUUUUUCCCCCUGCUUGUUUCCAUGUCUACCUCUUGUUAGUUUGCCUUCAAUUUUACUUUCAGUUGAGCGAGAUGUAUCUGUUCUUUCACGUUUAGAUAUACUAGACAUUGAGAACUGA
This is a messenger RNA of Candidula unifasciata, 990 nucleotides long. Lineage: Eukaryota; Metazoa; Mollusca; Gastropoda; Stylommatophora; Geomitridae. The record is from the annotation of a GenBank genome assembly.